Molecule: messenger RNA, 4628 nt
Organism: Elgaria multicarinata webbii
Lineage: Eukaryota; Metazoa; Chordata; Lepidosauria; Squamata; Anguidae
Gene: TCP11L2
Product: t-complex 11 like 2
Exons: 11
Coding region: 156-1814 (552 amino acids)
Biological process (GO): signal transduction
Source: RefSeq, a predicted model, not a curated record
GAGUUAAAGCCCUGUUGAGAACAGCUGAGCAGUAGCAAAAGCAAAGGAAGGCGGACGGGGGAGCCCAUUCGGUGCGCGGGGCUGGAAGGAAGAGGGGGGAAGAAAAGCUUCCCCUGCAUGGGGAAAUCUCUUAGGACCUGCCAAGCACCUUCUUAAUGCUCUUACAUGCACAAAGUGUUAAAAGCCUAACCUUCAAUGAAUUGCAUCAGAUUGUGAAUGCGGAACAACUCCUGAGCAGGUUCUUUGUACUGUAUCAACAAAAGCAACCCGAAAUGCCUCUCAACGAUGAGCAGAACAGUGACUGUGAUUCUUCGAGAUCCUCUGAAAGUGCAGCUACUUCUUCCAGCGACUCUGAAUACUCGAGGCAGAGUUUUACUAGCGACUCUUCAAGCAAGCCCAGCUCUCCAGCUUCAACGAGCCCGCCCAAAGUGGUUACAUUUGAUGAAAUGAUGGCGGCAGCCAGAAACUUGUCAAACUUGACUCUGGCUCACGAAAUUGCUGUAAACGGAAACUUCCACAUGGAACACACAGAGCACCCUCAGAACAGCCUGACUGGAAGGGUGAAACAAAUAGUACACAAAGCAUUCUGGGAUCGUUUGGAAGAAGACUUGAAUGAAGACCCUCCUGAAUAUGAACAUGCAAUCAAGCUGUUUGAAGAAAUUAAAGAGAUCCUUCUUUCUUUCCUGAACCCUGGGGCUAACAGGAUGCGAAGCCAAAUCUGUGAAGUCCUCGACGCAGACCUGAUAAGGCAGCAGGCCGAGCAUGAUGCGGUUGACAUCCAGGGUCUUGCAAACUAUGUCAUUAGCACCAUGGGGAAAAUGUGUGCUCCAGUAAGGGAUAAUGAUGUAAGCCAGCUAAAAGCCACUGGGAAUAUUGUCGAAUUGUUGAGGCAAAUAUUCCACGUUCUGGAUCUCAUGAAAAUGGAUAUGGUUAAUUUUACUAUUCAGAGCCUUAGACCUCACCUUCAACGUAACUUGGUGGAUUAUGAAAGAGCGAAAUUCCAAGAUAUACUUGAAGAAACACCAAGUGCCCUGGACUUGACGACAGAAUGGAUAAGGGAGUCAAUUCAGGAUGAAUUAUCUUCUGCUUCUUGUGAAAUGUCUCCGUCUCCUGGUGCUUGUGGGAACUCCAAACCAAAUCUGAGCCCUAAUUGGGUGCUAACAAACAGCUACUUGAAACUAUUGCAGUGGGAUUAUCAGAAAAAAACAAUUCCUGAGACACUCAUGACAGAUGAAGGUCGCCUUCGGGAGCUAUCGGAGAAACUGAAUCAGCUGAAGAUUGUAGCCUGCAUUUCUCUCAUAACCAGCAACAUGUUGACUGCAGCUAUUGAGGUCAUUCCAGAGUUCAUUGAGAAACAAAAGAGGAUUUCCAUUGUCCUGCUUGAAGGAAUGAACAAGAAGACUUUUGAUUUGAAAGAAGCACUUCAUGCAGUAGGCAUUCAGACAUGUAGUGAAAUAAACAAGUCGCUAUCCGAGAGGGACUUCCCACCACUAAAUAAAGACGUUCAAUCAAACUUAGUGGGUCAGCUCUGCAGCAUAAUUGAGGAAGACAAUCCGAUCAGCUCCUUAAUUGAUAAACGAAUUCAUUUGUACAUGAGGAGCUUGCUUGCUUCUCCAUGCUCUCAAAAGUCUAUGCCUGCAAUUCCAGGAGGCCUUGCUGUGGUUCAAUCUGAGAUGGAGACCAUUGGGAUGCAGUUUGCCAACCUUGUUAACUUUAAUAAACAGGUGUAUGGACCAUUCUAUGCAAAUAUUUUUCGACAAUUGCUUUUCAGUGAGGCAGAAACAAACAAAGCAGAACUUGCACCUUCUAACUGAAGUAUUUAGCCUUCCUUUGUUUCUUCUUUUUCUGCAGUAUUUAUACUGUGAUUGUUGUUCUUCUGAACAUGCAAUAGCUCAUAACAGUGACUGUUAAUGAGAGAAAUAAAUGUAUGUGUCUAAGCAGACUAGACCAUAGAGAUUAUAUUCAAAUAAAAGUUCCCCCAAAUCACUGCAAUGUUAUUAAAUUAUAAAAGCAUAUAUGUAUGUUUGAAAGAUUUAAUUCUGUUUAUAAUGAUGGAUUGUAACAUUUAUUGCACUUGUUUACUGUAAGUGUUUUCUCCUCUGUGAGCACUUGUGGUAUAUGGGGUAAAUACUUGCUGAUUAACUACUAAUAUGUCUCUUUCAGAUUUUUAAUAUACUUAUUCCAAUGCCUUCAGUGCGAUGAUGGAAUAAAAAUUUGAUUCAGACUGAAUCUGAACUAAUAUAUUACCCCCUAAUCACCACCAUCAGCCUCCUUUCUCAAUGUAGCUCGCUAAUAAAAUGUUAUAAUUCUUUCCAUAUCUCAAUUUUGCUUCUGGGUUGGAAACUGGGAGGGAGCAGACAAGAGAUAGCAAUUUUCAGAUUUGACACCUACCUUAUGAAGUUUUCCUAGUCCCAAACUAUUUGAAUGUUAAAACCACCAAUACAGUUGUCGAUGGCACCUGGAAGGCUAUCAAAUGCAUACUUUUUAUGGAAGUCAGCAGAACAUUUUAAUGUAGUAGACUGCUUGAGAGCCUGCAAUACUAUAUAGAAGCUAUAUUUUUGCAUAUCUCAAAUUAUUGAAGGGCUACAGUACAUUGGACAUAUAAUCCUCCCUUUUAUGCUAGAAUCAAUUAUGACUUGGGGUUGGGAUUCUAGGAAGUAUAACAUCCAGUACUGGUUCACUGUGAUCCUAUUAAGUGGCAAAGGUUAAACUUGUUAAAUAAAACAACCUCAGCAGGUAUGUCUUUAAAUACUCCCUGCUGGAAUUUUAUAUUCCUACAGUGUAUUUUUGCUAAGAAUUAAUCUUUACCCGGUUUGGGGGUAACAUGCAACCCACUUGCCAUAUAGUGCUUCUAAUGGGUCUGUCACGAAGAUUUUUUUAAGUCCUUCAUAUUAAAAGCAUUGUGGUUGUAUAGGCAAAUCUGUCUUUUUAAAGAACAGAGCUAUAUACAACCUUUAAAAACAAACACACCACCAAGUAUACUUUGCUUGGCUAUCUUAAACUGAGGCUGGCUUCUUGUUAGGAAGGGAAAAACAGAAUGAUUUCCUUCUUCCUGCAAGUUCGCAUUUCCCUGUGGGAUUAAGCAAAGGGACAAAAACUCUGGGGCAGCAGAUGCAUGUUAAGCAAUUGUUUCGUUCAAUGAAUCUAAAGGUGCUACCGGCAGCCAACUUUGGCUGUGUACAAACAAUGUUCUGAAACCACACCACUCUUUUCGAGAUGCCUUUGGAAGAGAGUGUCCGUGGUUGUUGCCUUGCCUUGCUCAAGGACAUUUUGGGGAAGUCUUUUUUUGUGUGUGGGGGGGCUUCCAGUUAAAAGGAAAACUAAUUUAUUUUUCACUUUUCUAGAUGAAUUCAUGUGAUUAUGAGAAACUUCCCAUUGUGAGAGAUGUUGCAAUAUAAUGUGUAUGCUACGCAUGUACAACAGGGCUGGCAGAAGCAGACUUCCCCGCCACUCCUUCCUGGGGUAUCCCCCCGCCCCCUGCAGCCUCCUGAAAAUGCUGCACAGGUCAGGGGACCCUAGAGGAGGGGAUGGGGUGGGAAGGGGGACAAAAAAAAUCAGCUGGGAGCCUCUUCUGUGAGCAGAGCUUGGCUCAUGGAAGGUACCUUCCCCCUUCCCUCCGCCCUGCAGCCCAGGCCAUUCAGCAGGGCUCCUGGCCCUCUGACUAGGGUUUUUGAGUGGCUCUCAUGGGGAGAAAGAGGGUUAGGAAGCCUGCUUCCACUAGCUCAGUUUGCACAUGCCUAAAACCGGAUCCAAUCCUAUGUAUAAAACCAUAAGAUGGUCGGCUUAUAAUUUACUUGUAUCAAGAAGCAAAUAGCAUCCCAAAUACCGAUAAGGGAGCUCUACAUUUGAAAGGGAAAAAAUGUCUAAUGUAAUAUUUUGGACCUAGAUAUGGCUAGGUGAUGUUAUAAAAUGUCCACAAGAAACUUCAUUAUAUUCAUUUUUGUUGUGGGCUAUAUAUACAUUUUCUGUUUUCCUAAGUACUGUACAUAUGCAAGGAGAUGAAGUGGAGCAAUAAUACCUCCACAAGCUUCUAAUCAACUUGGAGAAACUUUGGGUUGGAUUGAGGCCAAUUUAAUUGGUGUUGGGUCCCACUGAAAUUGAUGGGACAAGUAGUCGUAACUUAAGUCCCAUUUUGAUGGAGACUAAUUGCAACUAACUUCAGGUGCAGUCCUAUGCAUGCUUAGACAAAAAAACAAACAAACCAGUCCUACAACUCCCAGCAUGCCCCAUCCAUGUUGGGGCUUGUAGGACUUUUUUCUAGCUAAACUUGCAUAUGAUUGUACCCUUAGUCUGUAUCUAGCCCUAUAUUUAUUGGACAGGAUUAAGAGAAAGCAAUCUUUGUUUUGUGGUUUUAUAAAUGAUUUGAAAAGGGCAUUUAAUAUAGCACAGCAUGUCUGUUCAGCAAACUUUAAGUAUCUCCUAACUAAUGUUCAUAGCCUUUUCGAUGUUCAGAUUAAUCAGUUGAGUUAACUUUUCCCUCCUGCAUGUUUGCUAGAAUUAUCCAAAUAUGUUUGCCUUCAUUUACCAACGGCCCACUUUGCUCAAUGAAAUAUUGUAUGUAACAGGUUCGUUACGUGGUUUUUGUGUUAAUAUUUGUAUUCAUUAAAUUCUGUUUGCAAUUUAAAAAA